CUUACUGUGUUGUGUUGUGUCUCUUUAGACUCAGUCGAACGAAUGCGCAAUUUCACAGCUCAAUGCCUGAUAAAGCGGUCUAAUUUCCUUCACUGGGACGAAUACUUUAUGUCACUUGCAUUUCUUUCUGCUAUGCGAAGUAAGGACCCAGUAACUCAGGUCGGGGUGUGUAUUAUCAACUCUGAAAGGAAGAUUGUCUCCGUGGGUUACAAUGGCAUGCCUAUUGGUCUCUCCGAUGACGAAAUGCCUUGGACAAAAAACAUAGAAGACCCCUUACAAAACAAGUCUCUUUAUGUUUGUCAUGCGGAAUUGAACGCUGUGCUCAACAAGAACUCGGCCAACGUGAAAGAUUGCACUCUCUACGCUACCCUGUUUCCAUGCAACGAAUGCGCCAAAGUUAUCAUCCAGUCUGGAAUUAGUGAAGUGGUUUACUUCGAUGACAAAAAGGUCAAUACAGUGUCCAACGAUGCCGCCAAGAUAAUGUUCCUCAAGGCAGGCGUUAAGAUGAAGUAA
This is a messenger RNA of Mesocestoides corti, 513 nucleotides long. The record is from the annotation of a GenBank genome assembly. Lineage: Eukaryota; Metazoa; Platyhelminthes; Cestoda; Cyclophyllidea; Mesocestoididae.